This is a messenger RNA of Osmerus eperlanus (European smelt), 518 nucleotides long. RefSeq names its product trypsin-like. The record is from RefSeq and is a predicted model, not a curated record. Lineage: Eukaryota; Metazoa; Chordata; Actinopteri; Osmeriformes; Osmeridae. Gene Ontology annotation, biological process: proteolysis. Gene Ontology annotation, molecular function: serine-type endopeptidase activity.
UGUCUGGCUGGGGCAACACCGCCAUGGGCGGCGAGGUAAACCUUCCCACACGCCUGCAGUGUUUGGAUGUGCCCAUACUGGAUGGGAAGUUGUGUGAGGAGUUCUACCCCGGCAUGUGCGUAGGAUACAAGGAAGGAGGAAGGGAUGUGUGCCACGGGGAUUCAGGCAGUCCUCUGGUGUGUCUCGGGGAGCUUCAUGGCCUGGUGUCCUGGGGCCGGGCCUGUGCAGAGCCCGGGUCCCCUGGAGUCUACGUCAAGGUGUGCGAGUUCCUCGAGUUCCUCACCUGGAUCAAAGACAACAUGGAGGCCAACCCAUGAUGCAGAUAGAUGGCUUCCUUUGGGGUUUCCUCCCUCCCUCCUUUCCCCUCCCCUCCCCUCCAUCCCUCCCUUCCAUUCCUCCCUCCCUCCUUCCCUUCAUCUCUACCCCCACUCUUUCAGUCUUUCUGAAGCAUUGUCUGCCAUCUCAUUCUCUCUCCUUUUGUAAAACACUGGAUAAAAACCUCACCAUUCCCCACAAUG